AUGUCUGGAGGUUUAUUGACCACUUUAAGAUACGGCACAGCAACUUUAGGAUUGCUAUCGGCACUCUCCCCUUAUGUAAGCAAGCACUGGAGGCUGGCUCCAAGUCUUUUGAGACCACUCCUGAACGUAUCCUGGGGAUACCUGUUCGGGUCUCACGUUUGGGAAGUGUUUGCGAACAGCUUGAAGGAUUCCACAGAAGAGGAGCCAGUGUUGGAAGCGAGUCCAGAAGGCCAAGUCAAAAAUACAGAUCUAUUUUACCUGUUGGCCUUAUUGGGAAACAGUGUUGUACUAUUCUCGACAUUUGGACUGGCCCCGUCCUUUAAAAGGCUGCAAAUGUGCGCAUACGUAUCACUAGUAUCGACGCUGGUGAACUACUUCCUCGUAGUACCGUACGUCUCUAAAAAAAAGUCGGAAUGUCUGAUGUUCAAGGCGGUCAAGCCAAAGACACUAUCGAGAUUCCUUUUGUUCACAACCCUCUUUUCAUUAACCUUAUACACAGUAUCAUAA
Theileria orientalis strain Shintoku is the source of this 507-nucleotide messenger RNA. RefSeq lists its product as hypothetical. The transcript has 4 exons. The record is from RefSeq and is a predicted model, not a curated record. The coding region runs from base 1 to 507 and encodes 168 amino acids. Lineage: Eukaryota; Apicomplexa; Aconoidasida; Piroplasmida; Theileriidae.